GAUAUUAAUGCGCGGGUGGGUAGAGGGACCGACUACGCGUCUCGCACAGGCGGCGGGAAGACGCAGUUCGUAAUUCUGGUUCGGUUGGGCCUCACGUCCCGCGGUCGUUAUGGCUGCUAAUGCGGCGUAUUUGGUUGUCCGCGCUCGCAUAAUUUUCGGACUCGCACACCAUCGCCGGGAUGUCACCACUGGCGGGAUUACGAGAAUUUGCCGGACGUUUGACGUUGUGCAGCGAUGCCGUCGUCAUCAUUGCAAACGAUGGUCUAGCUCAAUUUCUACUACGUUUUUGGUUGAUGAAAAUGAAGGAAAACAAAUAUUAAAACCUUCAUAUGAUAAGUCAGAAAUCCAUGUCGAGCUCAGACGAGGAUUGCCCACGGUCACUGUUCCUUUGCCGUCUAGGCGCGAACUUUGUCAGUUUACCUUGCGGCCAGUGACAAAUACGGUCGGYGACUUUACCAAAAUGUUGAAGACCGAGGAUCCGGGUGUCGACCGCGUAGUUAUAUCCAGCUCAGAGGGUGUUCGUAUAGCGUCUUCCAACACAAUCGAAUCGCUCAUGGAAGAUGACUUUCGGUUAGUCAUAAACGAUCGAGAGUUUAUGGUUAAAGUACCACCGCACAGGAAGCUUACAAAGGAAGAAAUGGAACGGCUUUCUGGCGUCAGGACUCUAGUUAGCCAGUUGUACGAAUCACUAAACGUUGAAGAACAUCAAUUAAAAAAAGAAAGGGAAUUAUUGGCUAAGAUGGAAGAACUAAAAGUCAAAUUGGAACCCCUCGAAAAGAAAAGGCAAUCCAUCGACUUGGUAGCYAGCAGACAAACAUCGGUGCUUACAUGGGUUGGUCUCGGACUCAUGUCAGUGCAGUUUGGCAUAUUGGCUCGGCUUACUUGGUGGGAAUACUCGUGGGACAUAAUGGAGCCGGUCACAUACUUCGUCACUUACGGCACCGCCAUGGCCGUAUAUGCUUACUAUGUACUCACCAAACAGGAGUACCUGAUGCCAGAUGUUCGCGAUCGCCAAUAUCUGAUCACCAUGCACAAGAAGGCCAGAAAGUCCGGAUUGGACUUACACACGUACAAUCUGCUCAAGGACAAAAUGGCGAGCGUGCAAACUGAUCUGGCCCGUCUUAAAGACCCACUUAUCCCGCCACACAGAGCCCAAGUCCUGUACGAUCCGUUGGCUGACAGUAACUCUACGGGAAUGGAACCCACGGGACUGUGGUCCGGACUCCGAGCCCGGAUCAAGUCAUUGAUGGAUGAGACCAAAGGCAGAAGCGGCAAACAAACAACCAGUAGCAGCAUUUAAGAACACGCACAGUAUUUUGAAUAAUAAAUAAUAAUUUUAGAUUUAUGUCUUCUUUUUACGAUAAGUUUUUCAUUUUUUUUUCGUUUUAAACUUAUUCGUUUACGUCGUAUAAAAGUUGGUGCUAAACAUAUAUUGCCGGUUUUCUGCUCGCUUUCAUUUUUCAUAUUUCUUAAAUAUUUCUUAGAUGACUUAAUCUCUACACAGGGUUAGAGUAUUAUAACUUCACGCACACAAAAAAUAUCAAUAUACGAGUACUUUAUAGGAUAAUAUAAGAAGUAUAUAGGUUAUAUCGGCUCUUUGCAAUAUAAAAUCUACAUUCUGCAUUAUAUAGUAUCUGUACGCUUUUUUUUGAGACUUUUCUAUACUUAAAAAUGAAAAAAAAUGUCUAAACACGCAAUAGGUUUAGCUAUUUCAUUGGUAUUCGAUUUUUUUUUUUUGAUAAUAAUUAUUAUAAAUAUAUAUUUACUACAUUUUUUUAUGUCCUUAUAUAUAUAUAUAUUAUAUUAUUAUUGUUAUUAUUAUUAUUAUCAUAAAGAACGAGAACGAAAAUCUCGUACCUCACCACACCGGCUCUCGUGGAAUCGUCUCUACGUCACACACACACACACACACACACACACACAAGCACUUGUUGAUUGAUUGAUCAAGAACAAUCAUUAUCGUUUUUUUUCAUUUUUUUUCAUUUUGGGUUAGGAUCAGGGUCGUUUUAAUAAAUAUAUAUAUAUAUAUAUAUAUAUGUUGAUAAAUAAUGUUAUGAUAAUAUUAUAAUAAUUAAUACAUUUACGCGUCGAUGGUGAAUCGUAUUGUAUAUUCGUCGUCGCUGGAUUUGGUUAACGGAAAUUGAGUGCUCAUAUAUAUUAAUAUAUAAUAUUAUAUAACGGCAAUGUGCAUAAGAAGUAACAUAACAAUCCUUGUUUGUUUUAAUGUUGUUUUAACGGAGCCAAUAUUCUAUUUUAAAUGAAUAAGAUGUAUAAUUAUUACUCUUUUUUAAGAUUCGCCAUGCAGCUUUUUAUUUCGAUUAAAGCUCAAUGUAAUUAGUGUUAACUAUUUUUAAAUUUAUCUCUUUUUCUCGCUCUUUAUUAUCCCACUAUUCGUAUAGUAUUUAAAACAUAAUAACUUUUAUAAUUGUCUUUAAUGAUCUUCAACGCCAUCAUAUUAUAAUAUAUAUUAUUUAUAUAAGGUAGCGUGUAAGUACAAAAAUACUGUAACUCAUGUAUAGUCGAAUCGUUAUAUAAUCAUCGAUUUUUUUUUUUUAUCGAAAACGUCAUCGUGCGAUAUUUAGGUCUUAGUAUUAUAGUCGUGCCUCGUGCGAUAUUUAGGUCUCAAAACCAUUUUUUUUUCAAAUCUAUUUAAAAUUUAUUCAUAUUGUAUUAUCAUUAUUUUUUUUUUUAUUUUUUUUUCUAUUUAUUAUACCUAUUACCUAUUGUACGAUUAUUUCUCUUAAAUAAUUAUCAUUUACGUUUAAGUGAAGGUAUUAACUACAUCCUUAAAGUAGGUACUAUAUACAUUGUACAAAACGGCAUUGUUAUAAUAUUCAUUUUUACUUUAGUAAUUUGACUAAUACCUAAGUUUAUAUGAUUUGUUUUUAUUUAAUAUUAAGUAUUCCCUAAAAAUCAUUAGUAUUAAGAUUAUUGUACCAAUAAGAAAUUAAUUUAAUCAAAUUUGUGAUGUUCAAUUGUAUUUUAUUGUUUACAUUUUUAAUUUCAAUAUUAUGUACUUUAACAAAAAGUAUUAAUUUAAGUUGGCUUGUUAAUCAAAUGUUGAGAGGACGUUUCUCGUUUAAACA
Diuraphis noxia (Russian wheat aphid) is the source of this 3086-nucleotide messenger RNA. RefSeq names its product mitochondrial calcium uniporter (gene MCU). Lineage: Eukaryota; Metazoa; Arthropoda; Insecta; Hemiptera; Aphididae. Gene Ontology annotation, biological process: mitochondrial calcium ion homeostasis; calcium import into the mitochondrion. Gene Ontology annotation, cellular component: uniplex complex. Gene Ontology annotation, molecular function: uniporter activity; calcium channel activity. The record is from RefSeq and is a predicted model, not a curated record.